AUGAAGCUCGAGAUUUGCUCCUUCUCUGGAUUCAAAAUCUAUCCUGCCAAGGGUAAGACCUACGUCCGUAUUGAUAGCAGAACCUUCAAAUUUAUCAAUGGUAAGGCCGAAUCUUACUUCCUUCAACGUUUGAACCCUCGCAAGAUUCGAUGGACCACCAUUUAUCGUCGUUUGAACAAGAAGGGUGUUACUGAAGAAGUCGCCAAGAAGCGUUCUCGUCGUACUGUCAAGCAUGAACGUGCUAUUGCUGGUGCCUCUUGGGAUGCCAUUCGUGCCAAACGUAACCAAAAGCCUGAUGUUCGUGCUGCUGCCCGUCAAGCUGCUAUUGCCAAGUCUAAGGAAAGCAAGAAGGCUGCUCAAGCUGCUAAGAAAGCUUAA
This is a messenger RNA of Halteromyces radiatus, 378 nucleotides long. RefSeq names its product ribosomal protein-like protein L24. Gene Ontology annotation, molecular function: mRNA binding; structural constituent of ribosome. Gene Ontology annotation, cellular component: cytosolic large ribosomal subunit. The transcript has 4 exons. The record is from RefSeq and is a predicted model, not a curated record. The coding region runs from base 1 to 378 and encodes 125 amino acids. Gene Ontology annotation, biological process: cytoplasmic translation. Lineage: Eukaryota; Fungi; Mucoromycota; Mucoromycetes; Mucorales; Cunninghamellaceae.